AGCCCGACGAUUCCGCCAUAAGCGAAAACUUUGGACAACGUCGACAGGUCCUCACCGUUCGAUCUCAUUCGUGGUGCGGGAUCGGCUUGCGAAUUAUCAUCGGACACGCGAUGAGGGACAAUUAGAGCGCGUGCGUGAGACGCGUCAGUAAUGCCCGGUUUAGAAGAGGAUAUUUCGCACGACACGAGUCCACCACCCACGCGCGCCCUAAUGUCCGAUGGGGAUCAUGCAGUGACCGAGCAAGUGAAAAGAUACGUCUUCAAAUCGCGAAACACGCAAAGUUGCGCGCAAGCCGACGAGGGCGAGGAUAGCCUGGAGAUCCUUAUUCCGGAGUUGCUGCAGGCUAAUUACAGCUUUUAUACUUGGCCCUGUGCAUGUGUGCUCGCUUGGUACCUCUGGGAACACAGGGAGAACCUGCUCGGCAAGCGUGUCUUGGAGCUCGGAGCUGGUACCUCGUUACCUGGUAUUCUCGCUAGUAAAUGUGGUGCGAUUGUUACCUUGAGCGAUUCUGCGAACCAGCCAAGGACUCUGGAGCACAUCAGGAGGUGUUGCGAAGUGAACGGAAUCGCUGAUCAAGUACGAAUCAUCGGCAUCACCUGGGGCUUCUUGUCCAGCUUGUUUUCGCUUGGACAGCUGGACUUGAUUAUCGGGUCGGACUGCUUCUACGAACCCACCCUGUUCGAGGAUAUAGUGGUCGUCGUAGCUUUUCUGCUGGAGAAGAAUCCACGCGCGAGGUUUCUCUGUACGUAUCAAGAGCGCAGCGCAGAUUGGUCCAUCGAGCAUUUGUUGAAUAAGUGGGGCCUUUCGUGUAUGCACGUAACACUGGAUAAUCUUGGCGCAAAUUCCAACAUUAAUGUACACGAAUUGAUGCAGGAUCACACGAUACAUCUGUUAGAUAUACAUCGGGCGGAAUAAAGUCAAUCAAUCACCUGCCAUGGCUGGUAAUGGUUUCAUCCGAUACAUGAUUCAUAUCUC
Messenger RNA from Nylanderia fulva, 975 nucleotides. Its product is annotated as histone-arginine methyltransferase METTL23. The record is from RefSeq and is a predicted model, not a curated record. Lineage: Eukaryota; Metazoa; Arthropoda; Insecta; Hymenoptera; Formicidae. Gene Ontology annotation, cellular component: nucleus; cytoplasm.